AUGAAACUUACAAAGUAUUUACAUUUCCUUGUUUUUAUUGCAUUGACUUUGUUUAUGCAAAAUGCCUAUUCUGCAAGUUCAUGCGUUCCUCUUACUUCUACUUCAUGUUUGAUUGACCAAAGGUCAGAUUCUAUUGAAUGGAAGUUUAUUCCGACUGACCCUGGAAACAGUAAUAAUAAUGAAAUAUAUGUAAGACCUGCAAAUGAUAAUGGAUUUUGUCUUUCAAUCACUAACGGUGAAGUUCAAGUUUGUAAUUGCGAUGACACUAUCUCACAAAAAUGGAAAUUCAACAAUAACAAUUUAAUGAGUAGUGUAAAUAAUCAAUGUUUGGAUAUUAACUUAAAACUAACAAGUUGUCAAGUUAAUGACAAUAAUUUAAUAUCUUGGAAUUCUUAUUAUACUGUUUCAGAACUUCGUGUUGGUGAAUUUACAUCUAAAUAUCUUCCUUCCAUAUAUUCAUCUCAAUUUUCUCUUGAAAUUCCAUCAGGAUUCAAGUUUAUUAUUAAAGAUAAUAAUAAUAAAAAAACAACUUAUACUACUGACACUGCAAUAGUUAAUCCAAUUAUUAAUAUCGACUCAACAAUUUUAAUCACUAAUAUUGGAAUGGCUAAUUCACCAGAUUCCGAUGAGUCAGAGAGAUUAUAUGUUUGGGAAAUCUUAUUAAUGACAUUAUUAGCAUUGAUUGCUUUGAUUUUGAUUAUUGUUAUAAUAAGAUGUUUCGCUGUGAAAAGACGUCAAAAAAAACUUAAUGAAUUUAAAGAAAAAAUGGAUGAAUUUUCGGUAUCCAAACGAAUGAAAAAUCUUUUUCAUGAUAAUUCAAAUCCAACUCGUCAUAAAAAACGAUUAUCAAGACCUGAAAUUUCAUAUGGUUCAUCCGCUAAAGCAUUAAAACCACAUGAGAUUGAUGCCGAAUUAGGUACAAGAACAGUAGCAGCAUCUCCAAUGACAAAAGUACAAAACAAUGAUUCUCAACUUUAUUCAGGUCAAGAUUAUUUAAAAUGGAAAAAUGGUAAAAAUUUUGAAGAAAAAAUUAAAGAAACCGCAGCAAAGGAUGAUAGUGGUGAUUUUGACGGAUUUAAUAUUGUAAUCGCCAGUGGUGAACGAUCUUCGUCAAAAAGAGUUAGUAGAGGUAUACGACGAAGUGGGUCCGUUAUUAUGGGUGGAUUUGGUUAUGUAAAUAAAUCUAUGUACGGAAAUCCUCUUGAUUUUGAUCCAUUUGAUAAUAUUGUUGAGCAAAACGAAGAUAUUAACAACAGUGGAUUUGAUGAAUACGAAUACGAAAAUAUUGAAUAUCCAAGUGGUAACGAAGACAAUAACCAAAUUGUUAACAGAAUCAAUAACGAUGCAAUUACAUCAACUAAUAGUUUGAGAAGGUCUUAUACAUUACCUGCAGGGCAGGAAAAAUCAUGGAGUGAAAAAUGGGCUUAA
Messenger RNA from Diversispora eburnea, 1428 nucleotides. NCBI's taxonomy places the organism in Eukaryota, Fungi, Glomeromycota, Glomeromycetes, Diversisporales, Diversisporaceae. The record is from the annotation of a GenBank genome assembly.